Messenger RNA from Chara braunii, 3155 nucleotides. Lineage: Eukaryota; Viridiplantae; Streptophyta; Charophyceae; Charales; Characeae. The record is from the annotation of a GenBank genome assembly.
GUCACGAACUCCCCAUGUACAUGUUGUUAGGUAUGUACUACCUCUCUGUGGCACAGCCCCAGUUUGACUGGGACCGAAAAGUGGUUAAACACACUUUGCCAGGUGGAGGGACCGCCAGAUUGCGUAAGUUCAAAGCUAGUAGUCUGAUUGAGACCCACGGGUGCAUGUGUGCGGCCGCAUUCUACAAUUAUUAUAAGCAAAAUCAGGAGGAGGGUAUGUACUUAGUUUAUGUCUCUGCUGCGGGCGAGCCAGUGAAAAUGCCGCCGGAGAUAGAGGGAGUAGUUGCCAAGUACCCUGAUCUAUUUGAAGAGCCGACAGGGGUUGUAGAGAGGGAGGUCGUCCACGUGAUAGAAAUUAUCCCAGGGUCUAGCAUCCCGAAGGGUAGGAUCUAUCGGAUGUCUCCAAGCGAGCUCGAUGAGCUUCGCCGACAACUCAAGGAACUCGUAGAGAAGGGUUGGAUCCGGCCGAGUGUCUCUCCUUAUGGGUCUCCAGUACUAUUCGUACCUAAGAAGGAGGGAACAAUUAGGAUGUGCAUUGACUAUAGGAGCCUCAAUGCCAUCACUGUAAAGAACAGAGAGCCCCUAUCGCGCAUCGACGAUUUGCUAGAUAGAGUGCAAGGGUGUCGGUACUUCAGUAAGAUAGAUCUGAAGUCCGGGUACCAUCAGAUUGCAAUCUGGCCCGAGGAUCAACACAAAACCGCCUUUCAGACGAGGUACGGUCUGUACGAGUUUGUGGUGAUGCCUUUCGGCCUUUGCAAUGCUCCUGGCACCUUUCAGCACGCUAUGAAUCGGAUAUUCCAUCACUACUUAGAUAAGUUUGUUAUCGUGUACCUCGAUGACAUACUUAUUUUUAGUAAGACUUUCAAGGAGCACGUUGCAGAUUUGGACAAAGUCCUGAGUCUCCUGCGACAACACAGGUUCAAGAUCAAUGGUGAGAAGUGCGAGUUUGGCCGCACUCGUGUCUUGUACUUGGGUUAUGAGAUAUCCGCAAAAGGGUUGAAGCUCGAUGACGCGAAGGUGGCCAGCAGUCGUGAUUGGCCGCGUCCUCAGUCUGUGACUAAGAUGAGAUCAUUCUUAGGGAUGACCGGCUACUAUCGCAAUUUCGUGGAAAACUAUAGCAUAGUUGCCGCCCCUUUGACUAAUCUAACCCGCCUUGACACCCCAUGGGAGUGGAUUGAGAGAUGCGAGGCUGCUUUCAGACAUCUGAAGCAUGCGUUGACGCAUUACGGAGUCUUGAAACUUCCUGAUCCUGACAAGCCAUUUAUAGCUACUACGGAUGCUAGCCAAUAUGGCAUAGGUGCCGUACUUGCACAACAGGAGGGGAAAAAGUUGAGGCCUGUCGAGUACAUGUCCAAAAAGAUGCCCUCUCAGAAGUUGGCAAAGUCCACCCAUGAGAAGGAACUCUAUGCGGUGUACAAGGCUCUGACCCAUUGGAGACACUAUCUCCUUGGGAGGUUCUUCAUCCUCAGGACUGAUCAUCAGACCCUGAGAUGGAUGAGAGCUCAGCCGGUACUCUCUGACGCUCUCAAGCGUUGGAUCGAAGUCAUAGAGCAAUAUGACUUCGAGCCCCAGUACAUCAAGGGCGAGUACAACAAGGUUGCUGAUGCCCUGUCGCGUAGACCUGAUUUCUCAGCUGCGCUGCUCACUGAGUUUGGGUUUGCGGACAAUGUUAUUCAGUUCAUGGUGGAGGCCUAUAGCGAGGAUCCGUUCAUGUCCGAGAUCAUCCGCAGACUCGAGGCGAAGGACAAAGUGACUUCUGUCGAGUUUGAGUUGGUCAACGGCUUGCUGUUCCUUGACAAGGCUGGGAAUAAACGUUUGUGUGUUCCUAAUAGGGAAUCUUUGUGUAGUUUAUUUUUAGGAGAAGAUGGCACCGGACAUUUUGGCUUUAAGAAGACUGCAGCCAAUUUGUUGCAGCGGUUCUGGUGGCCCACGAUGAUGAGAGAUGCGAAGCUGUACGUGGAGACUUGUCAGGUCUGUCAGAGGAACAAGCCACUUACCCAGGCUCCUCUUUGGCUCCUAAAGCCCCUUCCGAUUCCAGAAAGGCCUGGUGAGAGCCUGUCCAUGGACUUCAUAGAUACGAUGGUCACCAGCAAGAGUGGUAUGCGCUACCUCUACGUCAUUGUGGAUAGGUUUACUAAGUAUGUUAGGUUAGUAGCAAUGCCAGAAACAGCAAGAACGGACUAUGUGAUCAGAAUGUUCAAAGAGAAUUGGGUUAGGGACUUUGGUUUACCGAGGUCUAUUAUUAGUGACAGGGAUGUCCGAUUUACCAGCGAAUUGUGGAAGGCUGCUGCUACAGAGCAGGGAACCCAGUUGCAGAUGACUUAUGGGAAUCACCCAGAGGCCAACGGCCAGGCUGAGCAACUGAACCGCGCCGUACAACAUCUGUUGAGGCAGUACAUGAAGCCCAACCAGGUGGACUGGGAUGAGAAGCUUGCUCUCAUCGCCAGCCUGUACAACAAUGCGGUACACAGCGCCACCGGGGUGAGCCCGAACAGUUUGCUAUUGACUUUCAAGCCUAGACUACCUUUAGAUUUUCUCCUUCCUGAGAAUCAGGCAACUGCUGCACCAGGUACUCUAGAAUUUGCCUAUCGGUAUGAACAGAAGAUGCAGCAGGCUGUAGAACAGAUGCAAAAAGCACAGGCGGCUAUGAUAGAAUCUGCGAACAAACACCACUGUGAGUCUUCAUUUCAGGAUGGGGACAGAGUCUGGGUUAAGUCCUCAGAACUGGGACAGGAGCACAGGAUCUCCCGCAAGCUCAUGCCACAGUACUUUGGACCAUGGAAAGUCUUAGAUAUUGUUGGGACUGAUCCGGAUGUACCUUCUUACGUAGUCCGGAUCCCUGGUCAUCUCCGUACUUACCCUGUUUUUCACGCCUCCAAGCUUGCACCGUUCAAAGAAACAGAUCAGUUUCCAUCCCGCCGAUCAAUGCUGCCCCCAACCAUGGACGGAGAGGUGGAUAUCGAUGAUAUCGUGGACCACAGGGAGAUGCCAGUGGCAAGUCCAACAGGCAGGGGACGCCCUCCGAAACCGAAGCUGCAGUACCACGUUCGGUUCCGGCAUCUGCCCUAAGUGAAGGCAGGCUCGAUGAGGCCCUCAGGGCCCUGUUUUGGUCACCACGCAACUCGAGCAAAUUCAGGCAGUUGCGUAGCACCAGUU